This is a messenger RNA of Orycteropus afer afer, 2784 nucleotides long. It is a transcript of the gene FES, whose product is annotated as FES proto-oncogene, tyrosine kinase. Gene Ontology annotation, molecular function: ATP binding; non-membrane spanning protein tyrosine kinase activity. Lineage: Eukaryota; Metazoa; Chordata; Mammalia; Tubulidentata; Orycteropodidae. The record is from RefSeq and is a predicted model, not a curated record. Gene Ontology annotation, biological process: peptidyl-tyrosine phosphorylation; cell adhesion; chemotaxis.
GGAGGAAGCGCGGAAUCAGGAACUGGCCAGGGGUCGGCGCGGGGCCUGAGUUGGUCCGCGGCGGCCCCAGGAGCAGCUGCCCGCGCGGCACAGCACCAUGGGCUUCUCUUCUGAGCUGUGCAGUCCCCAGGGCCACGGAGCAGUGCAGCGGCUGCAGGAGGCCGAGCUUCGACUAUUGGAGGGCAUGCGGAAGUGGAUGGCCCAGCGGGUCAAGAGUGACAGGGAAUAUGCAGGGCUGCUACACCACAUGUCAGUGCAGGAGGGUGGGGCCCAGAGCCGGGGCAUGGGACCUGACAGCCCCAUCAGCCAGUCCUGGGCUGAGAUCACCAACCAGACAGAGAGCCUGAGCCGGUUGCUGAGGCAACAUGCAGAAGAUCUGAACUCGGGGCCACUGAGUAAGCUGAGCUUGCUGAUCCGGGAGCGGCAGCAACUGCGCAAAACCUACAGUGAGCAGUGGCAGCAACUGCAGCAGGAACUCACAAAGACCCACAGCCAGGACAUUGAAAAGCUGAAGAGCCAGUACCGAGUCCUGGCACGGGAUAGUGCCCAGGCCAGGCGCAAGUACCAAGAGGCCAACAAAGACAAGGACCGUGACAAGGCCAAGGACAAGUACGUGCGCAGCCUGUGGAAGCUCUUUGCCCACCAUAACCGCUACGUGCUAGGUGUGCGGGCUGCGCAGCUGCACCACCAGCACCACCACCAGCUCAUGCUGCCCAGCCUGUUCCAGUCGCUACAGGACCUGCACCAGGAAAUGGCAUGCAUCCUGAAGGAGAUCUUGCAGGAAUACCUGGAGAUCAGCAGCCUGGUGCAGGAUGAGGUGGUGGCCAUUCACCAGGAGAUGGCAGCAGCCGUGGCCCAUAUACAACCUGAGGCAGAGUACCAGGGCUUCUUGAAACAGUAUGGGUCUGCGCCUGAUAUCCCCCCCUGCGUCACCUUUGAUGAGUCCCUGCUUGAGGAGGGUGAACCUCUGGAGCCCGGGGAGCUGCAGCUAAAUGAGCUGACAGUGGAGAGCGUGCAACACACGAUGACCGCAGUGACUGAUGAGCUGGCCAUGGCCACUGAGACGGUGCUCAGCCGGCAGAAGAUGGUCACUCAGCUGCAGCAUGAGCUCUGGAAUGAGGAGCAGAAUACCCACCCUCGGGAGCGGGUGCAGCUGUUGGGCAAGAAGCAGGCACUGCAGGAGGUGAUGCAGGAGUUGCAGCUUGCUCUGUGCAGCCAGGCCAAGCUGGAGGCCCAGCAAGAGCUGCUGCAGACCAAGCUGGAGCAUCUGGGCCCUGGCGAGCCCCCACCCGUGCCUCUCCUACAGGAUGACUGCCACUCUACGUCCUCCUCGGAGCAGGAGCGAGAGGGGGGAAGGACACCCACCCUGGAGUUGCUUAAGAGCCACAUCUCAGGAAUCUUCCGCCCCAAGUUCUCGCUCCCCCCACCACUGCAGCUCGUCCCUGAGGUACAGAAGCCCCUGUACGAGCAGCUGUGGUACCAUGGAGCCAUCCCACGGGCAGAGGUGGCAGAGUUGCUGAUACAUUCCGGGGACUUCCUGGUGCGGGAGAGCCAGGGCAAGCAGGAGUACGUGCUGUCGGUGCUGUGGGACGAGCAGCCCCGGCAUUUCAUCAUCCAGUCAGUGGAUAACCUGUACCGACUGGAAGGGGAUGGCUUUCCCAGCAUCCCCUUGCUUAUUGACCACCUGCUGCACUCCCAGCAGCCCCUUACCAAGAAGAGCGGUGUUGUCCUGAAUAGGGCCGUACCCAAGGACAAGUGGGCACUGAACCAUGAAGACCUAGUGUUAGGGGAGCAGAUUGGGCGGGGGAACUUCGGGGAAGUGUUCAGUGGACGCCUUCGAGCUGACAACACCCUUGUGGCUAUAAAAUCUUGCCGAGAGACGCUCCCCCCUGACCUCAAGGCGAAGUUUCUACAGGAAGCGAGGAUCCUGAAGCAGUACAGCCACCCCAACAUCGUGCGUCUUAUUGGCGUCUGCACCCAGAAGCAGCCCAUCUACAUCGUCAUGGAGCUUGUGCAGGGGGGCGACUUCCUGACCUUCCUCCGGACAGAGGGCCCCCGCCUGCGGGUGAAGACUCUUCUACAGAUGGUGGGGGACGCAGCUGCUGGCAUGGAGUACCUGGAGAGCAAGUGCUGCAUCCACCGGGACCUGGCUGCUCGGAACUGCCUGGUAACAGAGAAGAACGUACUGAAGAUCAGUGACUUUGGGAUGUCUCGGGAGGAAGCUGAUGGGGUCUAUGCAGCAUCAGGAGGCCUCAGACAAGUCCCUGUAAAGUGGACUGCCCCUGAGGCUCUGAACUAUGGCCGCUACUCCUCCGAGAGUGAUGUGUGGAGCUUUGGCAUCUUGCUCUGGGAGACCUUCAGCCUGGGGGCCUCCCCAUACCCCAACCUUAGCAACCAGCAAACUCGAGAGUUUGUAGAAAAGGGGGGCCGCCUGCCCUGCCCAGAACUGUGUCCCGAUGCUGUGUUCAGGCUCAUGGAGCAGUGCUGGGCCUAUGAGCCUGGGCAACGGCCCAGCUUUAGCACCAUCUGCCAGGAGCUGCAGAGCAUCCGAAAGAGGCAUCGAUGAGGCUGGGAUCCCUUCUCAGGCCAGCAGCCUCUGCAGACAAGACUGUGCCUCUUCACCAGCUCCAGCUCGCUCCACUGGAUGGCUCUUCGCAGUCCCACAUGCCAGCCGCCACUUUCCUUGCUGCCAACUGGGAUGCGUGCAGCUCCUGUCUCCUCAGCCUCACUGUUGUGCCAGGGCUUCCUCUCCUAGGCAGAAAUAAUAAAACCACUUAUGCCCAC